AUGGUCCGCGGGCUGCCCGGUGCUGCCAGCCUGGCACGCUUCUUCCAGAAACUGAACAGGCUGAAGCCGCUGGAGGAGUCCAGCAUGGAGACGUCGCUGCGGCGCUGCCUGUCCACGCUGGACCUGACCCUAAUGGGUGUUGGUAGCAUGGUGGGAUCAGGCCUCUACGUGAUCACAGGAAUCGUGGGCAAGGAUGUUGCUGGCCCUGCCAUGAUCUUGUCCUAUAGUGUGGCCGCUGUGGCCUCCCUCCUGGCAGCCCUUUGCUAUGCAGAAUUUGGGGCACGUGUGCCCCGCACAGGCUCUGCCUACCAGUACACCUACAGGACCAUGGGUGAGCUGUGGGCCUUCCUCAUCGGCUGGAAUGUUAUCCUCGAAUCUCUCAUUGGUGCCGCUGUUGAGGCCCGAGCCUGGAGUAGCUACCUGGAUUCCCUCUUCAGCCACAGAAUCAGCAACUUCACGGUGACCCACCUGGGAUCCUGGCAGGUGCCCCUGAUGGGCCACUACCCAGACUUCCUGGCUGCCGGAAUCCUCCUUCUGGCCUCUGUCUUUGUCUCCUGUGGAGUUCGGUUCUCCUCCUGGCUCAACCACACCUUUGUAGUCAUCAACCUGGUCAUCAUUCUCUUCAUCGUCAUCCUGGGCUUCAUCCUGGCUCAGCCCCACAACUGGAGUGUAGAGGAGGGGGGCUUUGCACCCUUUGGCUUCUCUGGAGUCGUGGCUGGUACUGCCACCGGCUUCUAUGCCUUUGUGGGCUUUGACAUCAUCACUGACUCCAGUGAGGAGGCCCGGAACCCGAGGCGGGCUGUGCCCAUGGCCAUUGCCACCGCAAUUGGCCUGGUGGCAGUCGCCUACGUUCUCGUCUCCACCGUGCUGACCCUCAUGGUGCCCUGGCAUAGCCUGGAGCCUGACUCUGCACUCACCGAUGCCUUCCACCGGCGGGGCUACAGCUGGGCUGGCUCCAUUGUGGCCGCAGGCUCCUUGUGUGCCAUGAUCACUGUCCUGCUCAGCAAUAUCUUCUCUCUGCCCUGCAUUAUCUACGCCAUGGCAGUCGACAGGCUCCUCUUCCCAAUGUUUGCCUACGUGCACCCCCGGACACGGGUGCCUGUGGUAGCUACCAUGGUGUUCGGGAUCCUCACGGCCCUCCUGGCACUGCUGAUGGAUCUCGAAGCGCUGGUCCAGUUCCUGUCUAUUGGCACACUACUCGCCUACAACUUUGUGGCCGCCAGCAUCAUUGUGCUACGCUUCGGGAAGGCUCCUGCACCCAGCUGCCCAGGCCCGGCCAGCUCUGGCCCCCUGUCCAAGGAGCACAGCUCCGUCUCAGACCACAUGCAGCUGGUGGGUGCAGAGCAGGCAUCAGCCCCCGAGCCUGGACA
This is a messenger RNA of Otolemur garnettii (small-eared galago), 1370 nucleotides long. Its product is annotated as cationic amino acid transporter 4-like. NCBI's taxonomy places the organism in Eukaryota, Metazoa, Chordata, Mammalia, Primates, Galagidae. Gene Ontology annotation, molecular function: amino acid transmembrane transporter activity. The annotation marks the transcript as partial. Gene Ontology annotation, cellular component: plasma membrane. The record is from RefSeq and is a predicted model, not a curated record. Gene Ontology annotation, biological process: amino acid transport; transmembrane transport. The transcript is spliced from 2 exons.